AUUCAUUGCCAUAGCAUUUUCUGUUCUAAAGCUAUUGUCAUUUAGACGUAAUCUUUUGUACCCUAUUUCCUACUAUAAUUCCCCAGUUUUGGACAUGAUUGUAUUUUUCUAAUUAUUGUACGUUGUGGUCCGCUUAGUCAUCUAUUUAUUCAUGUAACUUUUCACCCUAAUCUGAAUUGGGAAUUCGAGUGCUAGAUCGGGUUGGAAUAAAGUGAUUAGUGUUCCAUCUGUCUUGUCUUCUCUCUCUCUCGUGCUUGCCAGCCAAUCAGGGACAGAAUAGUUUUCGUCUCUCUACCCCUAUUUCGAACUCACGCAUAUUCGCCUCAAGGUUAAGCCAGUCAGUCUAUCGUGUCAAGGUCUUAAUCUACAUUAUACUCCGCACUAAGUGGGUAGACAGAUUCAAGGACGUAACAAAAGUGGCGACGGAGAUUUUUUUUUUUUAAUAUUGAUUGAUCCAAAUCAAAAUGUCUGUUUCUUUGGACGACCUUAAAACUAUUCUACAAAUCCAGCAAGCUCAGAAUGAUGCAAACCAAAUGAAGCUUUUAGAUGCAUUGAUGCAGAAGCUCUCAUUUCAUUCAUCAUCAAAUUCUCAGUCAGAUAAAUAUGACAGCAUCGCAAAUUCUAUUUGUGAAUUCAAUUAUGAUCCCGAUUCUGGUAUUAUUUUCGAUUCCUGGUUUCGCCGUUUUGAAGACACAUUUCGUGUUGAAUGCUCGAAUCUUGAUGAUGCAGCCAAAGUUCGCCUACUCUUGAGAAGACUUGGAACACUUGAAUAUAACAAAUAUGUAAAUUUCAUUUUGCCACAAAAUCCACGAGAUUUAUCAUUUAAUGAGACAGUUCAAAUUUUAUCUAAAAUUUUUGGUGAACAAUCCUCAUUAUUCAGCAUCCGUUAUCAGUGUUUUCAAAUAUCUAAAUCCUUAUCUGAUGAUUAUCUUACAUACGCUGGACAUGUAAAUAAAGAAUGCGAACGUUUUAGAAUAAAUGAAAUUACAGCAGAUCAAUUUAAAUGUCUGAUUUUUAUCUGUGGAUUAAAGAAUCCGGAAGAUAUGGACAUACGUACCAGAAUUCUAUCACGCAUUGAGCAGGAGCCUAACAUGACCCUGCAAAUGGUCACAACCGAGUGUCAACGGUUGUUAAAUCUUAAACAUGAUACCACGAUGGUACAGCAAAAUGCAAAGACUUCCAAUUUUGCUUCAAUAAAUGCAUGCAGAUCUUCCAAACCUUCCAAACAAAAGACGGCGAACACACAGAAACCUUCUGGUAAACCACCAUCAUCAUGUUGGUUCUGCGGAUCAUGGCAUUUUGUGAAGUUAUGCCCAUUUAAGAGCCACAAAUGCCGCCAAUGUCAUCGCAUUGGUCAUAAAGAAGGUUACUGCUCAUCAGAUAGACGUCAGUCCAAACAUCGUGGCGUAAAGGUGAAGCGACAGCUACAGAGUCAAGUCAAAAGCACAUUUGCAACUUUUAAAGUGGGAUUUCAAAGUAAACGGAAGUAUGUGAACUUAUUAGUGAAUGAAAAACCUAUUCGUCUUCAAUUAGACACUGCUUCCGACAUUACGCUGAUCUCCAAGAACACAUGGCGUAAGCUAGGGUGCCCACGCAUCCGACCAACAGAGCAUGUUGCUCGAAAUGCUUCAGGCGACAUAGUGAAGCUAACUGGAGAAGUCACCUGCAACGUGCAGUUCAAGGAACAUAAAUUCACUGACGUUUGUUAUCUAACAAAUCGGCAUGAUUUAGAUCUAUUGGGAUUGGACUGGAUUGAGAAGAUUGAUGUCUUAAAUAGUUUAUUAAAUGAAGUAUGUUCUCAUGAUUCUUGCUCUGAUUCUAUCCAAAAUUCUCAUGAUAUUUCUAAAUCAAAUGCCUCUGGUGUGUCAUGUUCCCCUAAUGUCUAUGAAGUAAAUGCUUCUGAUGUAAAAUGUUCUCGUAUUAUUUCUGAAUCGAAUUCCUCCGAUUUAAUGUGUUCUCAUCGUGAUGUCAAAUCAAAUACCUCCGAUUUAAUGUGUUCUCAUGAUACUAAAUCGAUUACAUCCGAUUUAAUGUGUUCUCACAAUGAUGUUAAAUCCAAUAACUCCGAUGGAUCAUGUUCACAAAAUGAUUCUCCAUCAAAUUCGUCGAACAAAGUAUGCUAUCAUAAGGUCUUAAAAUCUCAUGCAUUUAAUUCCUCUAAAAUGCCGGCUGCAUCUCACGCAAAUAAUCUACGAAAGCGAAAUACAAAGCCCAUUUUCAGACUCAAACGACCAGUAAAUUAUGCUGCUCUGUCAGUCGUUGAUCAAGAACUUGAAAGGUUUGAAGCACUAGGUGUUGUUCAGCCAGUAAAUCACUCAAACUGGGCUCCUCCCAUAAUAGUUGUGAGAAAGAUCGGAACUCAAUGGAAUCGCCAUCAUGGGGCAAAGCGGAAAAUCUAUCGUCGUUCCCGAUUCUCACCUUCACAGAAAGCCCAGAAACCGUGCUCAAUGUGGAAAUUUUCCUUGGACAGUUUCGGCAUAGAAAAUUCUGCAACUAAGAAGACUGUUCAACCUCAACAACAUCCUAUUGGGAGAUCACGACAGAAACGCAAAGGACUUGAUAUUAUGCAGAUGGACCCAAAGAAAGGAGCAUACUUUUCCGGGGGGAGAUACCGAUGAUAUAUUAGCUACUGUUUGUAAUUAGUGACUAACCGCUUUUCUUUUUUUUUCCUUCCAGUUAACCAAAUUGGUCCUUUUUCUUUUACAAUGACCACAACGCCGUCCAGUUUCCCUUAUGCACGCAGUCAAUGGCAGUGUUAACAAAACUUUUUUUUCGUCAAGGGGGAAGAUGAUGUGAACCGCAAAACAAGAAGCCUUAACAAAUUACGGAAGCUAUUUUUGGGGACGUUAAUUCGUUUAAUUCAAAGCUUGUAAAAUUGUAACAUUUACUUUUGUCCCUAGCCUAUUCUACAGAUCAUAAGCUUUCGUUUGAUGUAUAAUUCAUUGCCAUAGCAUUUUCUGUUCUAAAGCUAUUGUCAUUUAGACGUAAUCUUUUGUACCCUAUUUCCUACUAUAAUUCCCCAGUUUUGGACAUGAUUGUAUUUUUCUAAUUAUUGUACGUUGUGGUCCGCUUAGUCAUCUAUUUAUUCAUGUAACUUUUCACCCUAAUCUGAAUUGGGAAUUCGAGUGCUAGAUCGGGUUGGAAUAAGGUGAUUAGUGUUCCAUCUGUCUUGUCUUCUCUCUCUCUCGUGCUUGCCAGCCAAUCAGGGACAGAAUAGUUUUCGUCUCUCUACCCCUAUUUCGAACUCACGCAUAUUCGCCUCAAGGUUAAGCCAGUCAGUCUAUCGUGUCAAGGUCUUAAUCUACAUUAUACUCCGCACUAAGUGGGUAGACAGAUUCAAGGACGUAACA
This is a messenger RNA of Schistosoma rodhaini, 3350 nucleotides long. The record is from the annotation of a GenBank genome assembly. NCBI's taxonomy places the organism in Eukaryota, Metazoa, Platyhelminthes, Trematoda, Strigeidida, Schistosomatidae.